AUGGAUAAGAGAAAUUUCACCAAAGUAAAAGUGUUUAUCCUUUUAGAGUUCACAGAAGAUUUGGGGUUACAGCGAGUGCCCUUUUUUAUCUUUCUCAUCAUUUAUGUCAUCAGCCUCUCAGGCAACAUCAUUCUGAUUUCUCUCAUCUGUGCUGAUUCUUGGCCCCACACACCCAUGUAUUUCUUCACUGGAAACCGGUUCCUUCUGGAUCUCUGCUAUUCCUCUGUCCACAUCCCCGAUAUCCUGCUGACUUGCAUUUCUGAUGACAAAACCAUCUCCUUUCCUGGCUGCCUGGCUCAGUUCUUCUCUGCUGGGCUGGCCUAUAAUGAGUGCUAUAUGCUGGCUGCCAUGGCUUAUGACCGCUAUGUGGCAAUCUCCAAGCCCCUGCUUUAUUCCCAGGCCAUGUUCCCAGAGAUAUGUGCCAGUCUUGUUGCGUCUUCACACCUUGGCGGCUUUGUAAACUCAACCAUCAUCACCAGUGAGACACUUACCUUGAGCUUCUGUAGCAGCAAUAUCAUUGAUGAUUUCUUCUGUGAUCUGCCCCCACUUGUAAAGUUGGUGUGUGAUGUGAAGGACAGCUACCAGGCUGUGCUGCAUUUUAUACUUGCCUCCAAUGUCAUCACUCCCACUGCACUUAUUCUUGUCUAUCUCUUCAUCAUUGCAGCCAUCUCGAAGAUCCAUUCCACUAAGGGCCGCCUCCAGGUCUUCUCCACUUGUGGGUCUCCCCUGAAGGCUCUCACCUUGUACUAUGGUGCAAUCUUCUUUAUUUACUCCCAACCAAGAACCAGCUAUGCCCUAAAAGGGGAUAAAGUGGGGUCAGUGUUCUAUACUGUGGUGAUUCCAAUGCUAAACCCCUUGAUCUAUAGCUUAAGAAGUAAGGAUGUCAAAGAUGCCUUGAAGAAAAUGUUAGAUAGACUUAAGUUUCUUAAACAAAAAUAUUGGUAA
Molecule: messenger RNA, 945 nt
Organism: Nomascus leucogenys (northern white-cheeked gibbon)
Lineage: Eukaryota; Metazoa; Chordata; Mammalia; Primates; Hylobatidae
Product: olfactory receptor family 9 subfamily G member 1
Biological process (GO): G protein-coupled receptor signaling pathway; sensory perception of smell
Cellular component (GO): membrane
Molecular function (GO): olfactory receptor activity; G protein-coupled receptor activity; odorant binding
Source: RefSeq, a predicted model, not a curated record